Molecule: messenger RNA, 2497 nt
Organism: Punica granatum (pomegranate)
Lineage: Eukaryota; Viridiplantae; Streptophyta; Magnoliopsida; Myrtales; Lythraceae
Source: RefSeq, a predicted model, not a curated record
CCAAACACAACCUGAAUUUCGCGGCGAUAGUUGGAAUCUCUCAGGCGAUGCAUUUAUUUAUUUUAAGUAAUAAUGCUUUAAUUUUAUGACGAUUCAUUGUCAUCUUAUUUUGCAAGAGCCUUUAGCCUUUUCCCGCCAUAGCCGGACGAACCGCCACCUUCCCUCCUCCAUGACCCGCCGGAGAAUCUCGCCUUCCCACCAACGCCCAAACCCAACACCACCACAUGCCGCCAAGACCAACGUUCGCCGCCCUGAGCUGGAGGCAAAUCUCCCAAAUCCGCGCCCACUUCAUUAAAUCUCCGCAGCCCCACAUCCUCAACCCCCUCCUCGGGACCCUGACGAGCUCCGCCGCCCCGCACAGCGCCCUCCACCUCUACAACCUCAUGAUCGGCCUCCCGGCCGCCCACAACCACUACACCUUCACGUACGCCCUCAAAGCUUGCUCCUUUCUCCAAGCUCGCCACAAGGGCACGGAGAUCCACGCCCGCGUUCUGAAGUCAGGGCACUGGAGUGAUGUCUUCAUCCAGAACUCGCUGCUUCACUUCUACUUCGUCCACGAGGACGUCGUGUCAGCUGACAAGGUCUUCGAGACGAUUGAUUUCCCGGACGUGGUCUCGUGGACUUGCGUGGUUUCGGGCCUAUCGAGAUGUGGGUUUGAGAGGGAAGCCAUUGAUAAGUUUGUGGUCAUGGACGUGAAGCCGAAUUGCUCCACUCUUAUCAGUGUCUUGUCUGCUUGUUGUGGUCUGAGGGAGCUUAACUACGGCAGGGCAAUUCAUGGUUAUGUUUUGAGGAAUUGGAGCGAGGUGACUAUCAAUCUUUGGAAUGCAAUCUUGGACCUCUAUGCGAAAUGCGGGUUUCUCGUAGGUGCACGGAACCUGUUUGUGAAGAUGCCUGAGAGAGAUGUCUUUUCUUGGACCACCAUCAUCGGAGGUUAUGCGAUAUUGGGGUGCCAUGAAGAAGCGAUCAAGCUGUUCCAGGAAAUGUUACGGGUCGGUCCCGAGCCCAAUGAGGCCACGAUUGUUAACGUGCUCUCUGCUUGCUCUUCGAACGGGGCAUUGGCCUCUGGUGAGUGGGUAUACACUUACUUGAGUUCCCGGCCUGAUUUUCCACUGGACGGUCCCGUGGGCAAUGCCCAGAUCAACAUGUUCGUCAAGUGCGGCGACGUGGAUAAGGCAAUUCAUGUUUAUAAUAAGCUUGAGAGCAAGGAUAUAAUAACAUGGAGCACCAUUACCAGUGGACUUGCCAUGAAUGGCCGUGGAAAUCACGCAUUGCAGCUUUUCUCCCUCAUGCUGGUCCAUGGGGUCUCCCCUGACGACAUAACAUUUAUCGGGCUGUUAUCUGCUUGUAGCCACUCUGGUCUGAUCAAUCAAGGGCUCAUGCUGUUCGAAGCCAUGGAUCGGGUUUAUGGGGUUAAGGCCCAGAUGCAGCACUAUGCAUGUGUGGUCGAUAUGUAUGGGAAAGCGGGGCUUCUUGAGAAAGCUGAGGCCUUCAUCAGGGCCAUGCCGGUGGAGGCUGAUGGGUCGGUUUGGGGAGCUUUGCUAAAUGCCUGCAAGAUUCAUGGGAAUGAGAUCAUGUUCGAGAGAGUCAGAAAGAGGCUUGUAGGGAGUAGAAGCGUAAGUGUUGGGACUCUGGCUUUACUAUCGAAUGCUUAUGCUGGUUGCGAGAGAUGGGAGGACGCUAACAGGGUCAGGGAUGAAAUGAGGCUGGGGGGGUUGAAGAAGAUGGCAGGAUCCAGUUGGGUUGAAGUCAGCCCAGUGAUCAACGGGGAUGAGGUGGAGCUAACUUCUGCAUCUUUGGGGUAAAGAACGUUGAAUUCAAUCUUUUACGGAGAUGAAAAUUUGGUGCAAGGAUCCGGUUUGCGCCCCAACAAUGAAAUUGGGGCAGCUCAGACUUUAUCUUUGGCGAUAGGACUAGAUUGCCGAACUAUGGAGCAUGAGCAACCUGUUCCUAGGUGACGGCCCUAGUAGUCUGACAUGGGCGAUCAAAUUUACCAUAACGAGAAGCUGUUAUACUGGGGGCAUUAGAUUGAGCAAUGCGCACAUAUUAAAGAUGCAGGACUUGCAAGAUCACAGAGGCUCCAACAAAUCAACACAUCCUUCUCAAGGAAGCUAUGUCCCGGAGGAUUAACCCGAGAGCAAGCACGCCGACUCUGAUUGCUACUGAGUUUUAUUCUUUUCUGGUGAUGGAUCUCAUUUCAUUUUCCGAUGAAGUGCACAUAAUCAAGAACCAUUAUAUAUACAGGAGAAGGUGGUCAUUCUCAUUGCUGCAUAUGAAAGCUUUGGACUCCGACUCCUUAUGGACUGGUGUGACCUAAGAGCAAGGCAUAUUCUCUUUCACGUUCACGAAAAAAUUCACCUGAAUCAAUGGAUGGACAGCCCCGUUAAUGUACAUAGAUAACAUGCAACUUUCAUCUUGCUCUUGUGAGCCUCGUCUCAGGACGAUGUCCGAUUUAUUGCGGAAUGGACAUUCAAUUUCAGGCUCGGGCCAUUGUUUUACA